AUGUGCUUCAUCCUCUUCCGCCUCCUAAAAACCGGCCUUGCAGGUCUCGGAGCGGCCUCAGUCGUGAAUUCGGCAAGAGAAAAUAACAACGGGAAUCGACCUCAAGAUUAUCCAAUGCCUGGAUACCCGCCUCAAGGAUACCCAGCGCAGGGCUAUCAUCCGCCACCGGGGCCGACGUAUCAGUAG
This is a messenger RNA of Mollisia scopiformis, 186 nucleotides long. RefSeq lists its product as uncharacterized. The transcript has 2 exons. Lineage: Eukaryota; Fungi; Ascomycota; Leotiomycetes; Helotiales; Mollisiaceae. The record is from RefSeq and is a predicted model, not a curated record. Bases 1 to 186 code for a protein of 61 amino acids.